This is a messenger RNA of Talaromyces stipitatus ATCC 10500, 1507 nucleotides long. RefSeq lists its product as hypothetical. Bases 509 to 1507 code for a protein of 332 amino acids. The record is from RefSeq and is a predicted model, not a curated record. NCBI's taxonomy places the organism in Eukaryota, Fungi, Ascomycota, Eurotiomycetes, Eurotiales, Trichocomaceae. Gene Ontology annotation, molecular function: arylformamidase activity. The transcript is spliced from 2 exons.
ACACUUGAAAGUCUCACAUUAUUUAUUACAAAGUGAGUCUAUUCUUUCAUGACCAGAUGAAUCUUGCGCUUAUUGAUUGAGGUCCAACCACUGAUAUAUCAAGCCUCAGGCUCGAUCUAUAAAUCUAAAACAUCUCGCUCCACGGUACACGUGAUCGACUUUGCUGUGCCUCUACAAUGCGCGCAGCUUUUUGGUCUACGCUUAGUCCACCAAUGAAUUCGAGCUUCUGUCUAUCGAUCUCGGACCAUUAAACCAACUUCUACUUACUAGAACAGCGAUGUAAUCCUGUGCGAUUGGAAUAUCCCCCGCUCGGAGCAUCUCCGACGGUGACGUGGGUGAGGAGAUAUCCCCACGGAAGAAAAGCCGGGGAGAGUUUACGAAUUUAACCGGAAUACCUUUUAUUUAUUCUUCUUUUAUUAUUUUGUUCUUCUCAACUUUGCUUCAUAUAUACAAUCCUUAUUGCUACAAUCUCAGAGCAACUGGUCCCGAAACAAACAGCCAAGACAAAAUGUCGGCUCCUCUCCCCGCGACCUACGAAGACCUUCCCAAUCCUCGCCAAUACUGGCCAGCUGCCCCUGGCUCGUACGAGGAAGGUCUGGGGAUGCUGCGUCUUCUGACCCCUGAGAUCGUCGCCUCUGCCGCUCGCAAUGAAAUCCAAACGGGAGAACGCGUAUGCUUAAACUGGGAACUCGAGAACCUCAACCCUCCCGGAUUCGGUCGUCGCCCAUUCAACCACUUGAUCAAGUACGUUGACAGUAGCAAUGGCGCUGCAUUGGACGAUGAGUACCAUUUCAACCCUCAACAAUCCUCGCAAUGGGAUGGGUUAAGACAUCAUUCCGCGCCUGACAAGGAGAAUCCCGGGAAGAAACUGUGGUAUGGUGGUACGACAGUGGAAGAGAUCAUGAACACCGAUUCACCUCGUAUCGGGAUCGGGCAUUGGGCCAAGAAGGGAAUUGCCGGUCGUGGUGUUUUGAUUGACUAUGCCUCCUGGGCUGAACGUACCAAGGGUCUGAAGCCCGACUAUGCCCUGACACGCCACAAGAUCUCUCUCGACGAAGUUCUCACUAUCGCACAAGAAAGUAACAUCAAAUUCCAAAAAGGAGACAUCCUCUUCCUCCGCGUUGGUCUCCCUCAAACCUGGAGCGCAAUGUCCGCCGCAGAAAGAAAAACCUACUCAGAGCAGGCAGUGCCUCAACACGCCGGAAUCGAGCAAUCCGAGCGUGUGCUCAAAUUUCUCUGGAACAAUCAUUUCUCAGCCGUGGCUAGUGAUGCCGUUAGUUUUGAGGUUUAUCCCGCCAUUGAAGAGGAAUUUGAUUUACAUCAUCACAUCUUGGCAGGCUGGGGCAUGCCUAUUGGCGAGAUGUUUGAUUUGAAUGGCUUGGCUGAGUUGUGUAAGCAGCAUAAUAGGUGGACUUUUUUUAUCAGCAGUAGUCCUUUGAAUUGUGCUCGUGGUUUAUCCGGUGUCCGCCCCUCGAGUGUCCUCCACAGUCUUCUGGGCUUCUCUUAG